Molecule: messenger RNA, 1172 nt
Organism: Gasterosteus aculeatus aculeatus (three-spined stickleback)
Lineage: Eukaryota; Metazoa; Chordata; Actinopteri; Perciformes; Gasterosteidae
Gene: mitd1
Product: MIT, microtubule interacting and transport, domain containing 1
Source: RefSeq, a predicted model, not a curated record
GAAUUAUUUUUGUGGCGCACCACCCGUGUGGCUGCCAAGUAGGAAGCUGGUGGUACAACAACAGCAACAACAACAACCAUGACGUCUCAGUCGGUUUUCUAGAAGCUGUCGAGGAGCAUAGACAGAAUAAUGACUCAAAACCACGUGGCGGGGAUGGAGACGUCCGCCAUCUCCGUCCUGAAGCGCGCAGUGGAGCUGGAUCACGGCGGCCGCGUCCAGGAGUCUCUGGUCUGCUACCAGGAGGGCAUCCAGCUGCUGAUGGACGUGUUGAAAGCCACUGUGAACGAUGAGUCCAAGAGAGGCCACUACAGGGAGAAGAUCAAGGGCUACAUGGACAGAGCAGAGCAAAUCAAAGUCCACGUGAACCAGAUGAAAGAAGAUGGGAAGUAUCACGAGCAGAUUCGAAUAGAAGAGGAUGCCACCGGUUACAGCUACCAGGUUCUGUUCAAGCCAUACAUGAGCAGUUUGCUCACAGAAGUUUGGGUACAAGACCCUUACAUACGGCACACGCACCAGUUGUACAACUUCCUGCGGUUCUGUGAGAUGCUGCUGACACCGUCCUGCAAGGUGAAAAAGAUCCAUCUGCUCACUUCCCAGGAUGAAGCAAACAGCAGUCAGCAGAGCAGCGCUCUGGGCGAGCUGAAAGAAAGUCUGAGUGCUCAGGGAGUGACUUUGGAUCUGCAGUACUCCUCCACUAUACAUGACAGGGAGAUCAGGUUUGACAAUGGUUGGAUCAUAAAGAUAGGAAGAGGGCUGGAUUACUUCAAGAGACCUAAGGGUCGGUUCUCUGUUGGAUAUUGUGACUAUGACCUCAGGCAGUGCCACGAAACCAGCAUAGACAUUUUUCACACCAAACACACUAAAACACUAUGAGAUUCAUAAAGCUUGAAUUAAUUUUUCAACGCACACAUUUGCUAUGUUUUUGGAUGUGCCUUUACAUACACAUGCAUGUGAUCAACCUUGUAACUACUGUGUAACAGAGCAAUUUUUAUCAGGUUUUACAAAAUGCUUUUUUUCACAUUGGUCUUUUUUUUGUCCUUUCUUAUCCAAGAGCUAUAAUCAUUUUUUUAUUUUAAAUUUUCAAUGAUAACUGUUCUUAUGCUGUAUGCUUUUAGGGUGUCAUACUGCAAUCUGGUGGAAAAUAAAUUAGGUGCUUUAAUAAUACCAUAAAA